AUGGUUGCUGAUAUGAUGUCACAGUUUCAAGCAGUGGCAUUGUUUUUUUACUGCUCGCCUGUCAGAACUCAUGUCCUGAAAGGUGUCAUAGAGGCUGUGUCACCUGAGAUUGUCCAUUCAGUAGUUUUGAAUAUUUGUCGUACAAGAUGGGUAGCCAGGCUGGAUGGACUUGACUCUUUCUGUGAUUUAUUACCAUCUGUCAUGCUCACUUUGGAGAAAAUCACAGAAAAUAGAGACAAAUCCUUCAGUCGUAGUAACGUGGAUGAUGCAAGACCACCUUCUAGGCAUAGUUCAAGUAUUGAGUCUGAUCUUGUUAAAACAUCAAGUAACGUGCUUUUGUUGAAACGAACACUGCAAGUGAUCAGAUCAGAUAUUGACACCCAUUUUAAUAAGUGGUAUGAAAAAGUUCUAUCUUCAGCUACUGAGCUUGAUGUUGUGGAAUCAAUGAAACGUCGAUGCAGCAUCCAGUUGUAUCGAGAGAACUAUGUUGCCAAUGGAGUGAAAAAGUACUACAAAUUGGCUGUUGCUAUUCCCUUCAUCGAUCAUAUAUUGCAAGAACUGGACACUAGAUUUUCUAUUGACAAUCUCAGUGUCUACUCUGGUUUCAGCAUCAUGCCAACUACCAUUCUUUCAGAUGAGGGUCGUGUUCUUUUGGGAGACCAACCAACAUGGAAAGUUGAAUUUUCUAAAUUUAUUCAGAGAUAUCGUGAUGAUAUUCCUGCUCUGAGUAACUUGUACGCACAGUUAGAUAUGUGGAAAGUUAAGUGGAGAACAUUCACCGGAGUGUUACCUACCACAUUGCAAGGUCUGUUAAAACACACUGACAAACUUUUAUUUCCAUCGAUACAUGAAGCGAUACGAAUUCUAGCUACUAUACCUGUCACUACUUGCACCUGUGAGAGGAGUAUUUCAGGUUUACGUCGUGUGAAGACAUGGAUGAGGAAUACAAUGACAAAGGAAAGAUUGAACAGUCUUAGUGUUAUAAUGUUCAAUCGAGAUGUGACUGUUGAUUUAGAUCAAGUUGUAGAUGAAUUUGCAGCUGCUAACAAACGUAGAAUGACGUUUUCUAAUAUUUUUAGUGACUGA
This is a messenger RNA of Hydractinia symbiolongicarpus, 1086 nucleotides long. RefSeq names its product 52 kDa repressor of the inhibitor of the protein kinase-like. The record is from RefSeq and is a predicted model, not a curated record. Lineage: Eukaryota; Metazoa; Cnidaria; Hydrozoa; Anthoathecata; Hydractiniidae. The coding region runs from base 1 to 1086 and encodes 361 amino acids. Gene Ontology annotation, molecular function: protein dimerization activity. The transcript has 2 exons.